Messenger RNA from Physeter macrocephalus (sperm whale), 1596 nucleotides. Its product is annotated as zinc finger protein 30-like. NCBI's taxonomy places the organism in Eukaryota, Metazoa, Chordata, Mammalia, Artiodactyla, Physeteridae. The coding region runs from base 1 to 1596 and encodes 531 amino acids. The transcript is spliced from 5 exons. Gene Ontology annotation, biological process: regulation of transcription by RNA polymerase II. The record is from RefSeq and is a predicted model, not a curated record. Gene Ontology annotation, molecular function: RNA polymerase II cis-regulatory region sequence-specific DNA binding; DNA-binding transcription factor activity.
AUGGAAUGUAAAACAAUUGCCACAGGAGAUAAGAUUGCUGAAUGUCCCAGAGAACCAGAAUUGUUCUUGUCCAAGCAGGAAAGGGUUGAAGAUAUAUUUCUGUUACUCAUUUAUCCUUCAUGGUCAUAUGUGAAGAGGCGGGUCCCAGGUGAGAAGAAGGCCGAAGAAGAGGGGAAAAAGGUGAAGAAUCAAGAUGCCUCAAACUUGAUAAUUCAUAGUGGUGAGAAGCCCUAUGAAGAUGAAGAAUGUGGGAAGGCCUUUAGUUGUGCCUCAAACCUUGCUCAACGCAGAAGAGUUCAUAUUGGUGAGAAAUCCUGUGAAUGUGGGAAGGCCUUUAGUGUAUAUGGACUUACUCGGCAUCAUAGUAUUUGUACUGAUGAGAAACCCUAUGAAUGUAACACGUGUGGGAAGUUCUUUAGUGAAAGUUCACCCCUUAAAAUACAUCAGAGGAUUCAUACUGGUGAGAAACCCUAUGACCAUAAGAAAUGUGGGAAGGUCUUUAGAAGGUGUGAAGGACUUAUUCGACAUACUAGUGUUCAUACUGGUGAGAAACCCUACAAAUGUAAAAAGUGUGGGAAGUCCUUUAGUGCUGGUUCAACCCUUAAAGUACCUCAGAGGAUUCAUACUUGUGAGAAACCUUAUGAAUGUAAGGAAUGUGGGAAAGCCUUUCACACUGCUUCAUACCUUGUUAUAUAUGAGAGAAUUCACACUGGUGAAAAAACUUUUGUGUGGAAACCAUAUGAAUGUAAGGAAUGUGGGAAGGCCUUUAGUCGUCAUACAGACCUAAGAGUACAUCAAAUAAUUCAUACUGGUGAGAAACCGUAUGAAUGUAGGGAAUGUGGCAAGACCUUUAGUUGUCUUACAGACUUUAAAGUACAUAAGAGAAUUCAUACUGGUGAGAAACCCUAUGAAUGUGAAGAAUGUGGGAAGGCCUUUAGUCGUGCCUCAAACCUUGCUCAACAUGGAAGAGUUCAUACUGGUGAGAAAUCCUAUGGAUGUAAGGACUGUGGGAAGGCCUUUAGUGACGUUGGAACACUUAGAAUACAUCAGAGAAUUCAUACUGGUGAGAAACCCUAUGAAUGUAAGGAAUGUGGGAAGGCCUUUAGUCAAGCCUCAAACCUUAUACAACAUGACAGGAUUCAUACUGGUGAAAAACCCUAUGAAUGUAAAGAUUGUAGGAAAGCUUUUAGUCAUGCUUCACAUCUUGUUAGACAUGAGAGAAUUCAUACUGGUGAGAAACCCUAUGAAUGUAAGGAGUGUGGAAAGACUUUUAGGAGUAGCCAUCAACUUACUAUACACCACAGAUUUCAUACUGGUGAGAAACCCUAUGAAUGUAAGGCAUGUGGGAAGGCAUUUAGUGUGUAUGGACGCCUUACUCGACAUCAGAGUAUUCACAGUGGUGAGAAACCUUUUGAGUGUAACAAAUGUGGGAAGUCCUUUAGGCUCAGUUCAAGCCUUAAAGUACAUCAGAGUAUUCAUACUGGUGAAAAACCCUUUGAAUGCCACAAAUGCGGGAAGUCCUUUAGACUUAGUUCAAUGCUUAAGGUACAUCACAGAAUUCAUACUGGAGAGAGACUUUAUUGGAUAUAUGUAUAG